AAUUCAAAGCUUUCUCGCCAUAUUCUCUCAUAGUUGAAACAAUAACAAUUCCUCUCUCUAUAAUUUUCUCAACUCUUUCGAUCUUUUCACCUCUUAACCUAAUUAGCAAUGGCAGCAUCAACCUCUUCUUCAUCUUCGUACAAGAAGGUAAUCCUAAGGAGUUCCGAUAAAGAGACUUUCGACGUCGAUGAAAAGGCAGCAAUGCUUUCUCAAACCAUCAAGAACAUGAUCGAGGACCUCGACGACAGCACCGAUCCCAUCCCGCUUCCUAAUGUCACCGCUAAAACUCUCGCUAAGGUUAUCGAGUAUUGUAACAAACAUGCUAAUGAUGAUGAUAACUCCGAUCCCAUACCACAACCUAAUGAUGAACUCAAGCAGUGGGAUAAGGACUUCCUCAAUGUCGACCAAAACACCCUCUUUGAUCUCAUUCUUGCUGCAAACUACAUGGAUAUCAAGGGAUUGCUUGAUUUAACUUGCCAACAUGUUACCGAUAUGAUUAAAGGAAAAGCACCGGAAGAGAUAAGGAAGACAUUCAACAUUGUGAAUGACUUUACACCCGAAGAAGAGGAAGAAGUUCGAAGGGAGAAUCAAUGGGCAUUCGAGUGAUAGAAUGGAAAUUACUAAGAAUAUCAUUAUGUUUCGUUACAAUCUUUUUAUUUCAAGCUAUAUUUUAAUUAGUUUGAUUCUUUGUUAAGUGUUGUUUAUAUAAACUAUAUAUAUUGCAUUACUUUUAAGAAUUAAAAAUUUAUUUUAAUUGUGUAUUUCACAAUCUAGCGUAAAAAUUGGUUUAUUUUAAUUGUGUAUUUCACAAUCUGAGCUGCAUACGUGUUGGGGUGUUGUUAGCAGGGAAGCAGAAGAUCCAGUCGGGGUUGGGCAUUUGGGAUAGGGUGGAGAGGCCGCACCCGACGGCCAUGAGGAGGGAUAGAGAGAAGGAGAAGAGAUUGUAGAUUACGGAGAUGGAGCGGAGGGGUAAUGAGACGGGCUGAAACGAGUAGCGGGAGAGGAGUAAUGUAAAGGAGAUGUAGGAAAGAACGGUGAGAAUGAGGAAGUGAAGUGAUGCACCAUUUGUAGUUCCUGUUUUCCAUUCAAAGUUGUGUAUUGUUGUGUGAUAAAAUAGCUAGUUUUUGGCUGUUUUUAUCACUGUUUCUAUUGUUUUUUUGAUAUUUUUUGUUUGUGGGAAGUUUAAUGACUUUAGAGGGAAGAGAAUAGAAUGUUAAUGUUUAUGUUGGAUGACUCAUUGUAACUUCUAAGAUAAUUUCCUUUUAUAUAUAGAAGAAUUGAAAGUCUAUGUAUCAUUUGCUUUGAAUUAGUCAUAGAUUUUGAGUGUGAUGGACUCUGUCUUAAAUUAUCUUGAACUUGUUGAAACAUUUUCAUAAUAUAUUUUAACUUAUUAUAAACUUAUAUCAACUUAAAUUAUAAGAAAAAAAAAAUGAAUCAAAUAAACUCUUGGCCACUCUUUUCAAGAAAAUUAAGCUUCACAAACUUAACAUUCAAUCCUAAUUGAAUUCAAUAAGUCACCUUGUUUGAAGGAUUCUCUUUGCUUACUUACUUCAUAGAA
This is a messenger RNA of Chenopodium quinoa (quinoa), 1558 nucleotides long. RefSeq names its product SKP1-like protein 1A. Gene Ontology annotation, biological process: SCF-dependent proteasomal ubiquitin-dependent protein catabolic process. NCBI's taxonomy places the organism in Eukaryota, Viridiplantae, Streptophyta, Magnoliopsida, Caryophyllales, Amaranthaceae. Bases 109 to 606 code for a protein of 165 amino acids. Gene Ontology annotation, molecular function: cullin family protein binding. The record is from RefSeq and is a predicted model, not a curated record. Gene Ontology annotation, cellular component: cytoplasm; nucleus. The transcript is spliced from 2 exons.